GCGGCGCGAUUGGAGGAUCCGCCACCGCGACACAGUCGUUCGGAUCAAUUGGAGUCGGUCGGUAGACUGUUGGAGAUCCGCUACCACGACACAGUCGUUCGGCGGCGGGGCGAUUGCCAGAGGAGGUUCCUCGAUCGGGUUCCAAGAAAGAAGAUGAGUGCGGCGGGAUCCAAGAACAAAAGAAGCAGGUCCAGCCGAGACGAUCCCGAGCCGUUGGCGCAGAAGAAGAAGAAAGUGAUUGUGUGGAGGCACGAGGAUCCAGACGCGUGGGUCAUCAGCGAUGCCGACUUGGCCAAGAUGAAACGCGACCAAGAAUCAGCUCCCCGCCCUGUGAAAAUCCCUACGAUCGAUUACUUCAAACCCCCGACCUGGUUUCACACCGCCGAGGUCUUCGCCGUCCGUGAAUCUGGAAGCGAGGCCGUGCUCUCUGCUGCCAAAUUUCUUCUAGGGAUUUCGUCCUCUCUUGAUGGCGAACCGUUGAGACGCUGCUCUGGCUUCUGGGUCGACUGGGAUGAGGAGAAGAAAGCCGGCCUUGUUUUGACAACUGCGUGGCUUAUUCGCACAAAGGAUGCUCCUUCCAGCGUCUGGUCAGGCGGCGAAGAGUAUGCCCCUCAUGCUGAUGUCACUGUUCAUUUGCUAAAUGGCACCAGUGCAAAGGGCACGCUGGUCUACUAUCAGCCCCAUUACGAUAUCGCCUUCUUGAAUGUUGAGGUGGAUCAACCAAUCAAGUUACCAACGUUUCGUGAAAAGGAUGUAAAAUUUGCUGAAGACGUUUUUCGUCUCGGAAGAGACAAUUCCUUAGAUCUAAGAAUAACAUAUGCUAGGGCAGAAUAUCGGAAUCCAAACAUGUAUCGGCGGUACCACAAUGUGCACUUCCGUUCUCCAGAUGGCCAUGGUGAUGAUAAUGAGUAUGACAAUGGGGGCCUAGUCAUUGACUUGAAGGAAAAAGUUGUCGGAAUGGUCAACCUCCCUAAAAGAUUUGGGACUUUUAUACCUUCUUCCAUUUUGCUCAACUGUUUGGAUUCAUGGAAGAAAUAUCGGUGCAUCGCCCGGCCCCAACUUGGGAUGAUGUUUGAAGCCAUCAAGCUUCUAGAGCCUGCUCAUGUUGACAUGUUAUGGCGUAUGUACAACAUUGAUUAUGGUCUUAUUGUUCAAGAGGUGUCCAAAGGAUCUAAUGCUGAGAUACUCGAAAUCCAAAAAGGUGAUGUUAUUGAAUGUAUCAAUGGAAAGCCUGUUUCUACCACAAUUGAGGUGGGUGUAUUAGAGAUUUUGUUAGGUUAAUGAGUUGAAAAUAAAUUAUAUUUGUGUGAUAGUUGGUAGCUUCACGUCUUGACUGCAAUGUUUUUUCUCUGCAAUUAUCAGUUGGAGAAUGUGCUGAUGAGCACAUGCAAGGGCCCUUCAGGUGCUGAAGUUCAUAUUUCUGUUGGGGUGUUUCACACACUCAAAGAACAACGAAGCACCCUAGAGUUGAGUGCGAAAUUAUCAGAACUUGGAGAAAUUAUCACAAGCUAGGUACACAUCUCCUUUAACUA
This is a messenger RNA of Hordeum vulgare subsp. vulgare (domesticated barley), 1532 nucleotides long. RefSeq names its product serine protease HTRA3-like. Gene Ontology annotation, molecular function: protein binding. The coding region runs from base 154 to 1281 and encodes 375 amino acids. The record is from RefSeq and is a predicted model, not a curated record. The transcript has 8 exons. Lineage: Eukaryota; Viridiplantae; Streptophyta; Magnoliopsida; Poales; Poaceae.